Molecule: messenger RNA, 3021 nt
Organism: Hydractinia symbiolongicarpus
Lineage: Eukaryota; Metazoa; Cnidaria; Hydrozoa; Anthoathecata; Hydractiniidae
Product: methyltransferase-like protein 17, mitochondrial
Exons: 17
Coding region: 68-1591 (507 amino acids)
Biological process (GO): translation
Cellular component (GO): mitochondrial small ribosomal subunit
Molecular function (GO): structural constituent of ribosome; methyltransferase activity
Source: RefSeq, a predicted model, not a curated record
GGUACCUAUGUUCUGUUUUAAUAAUUAUAGAUACAAAUGAAAUAAUUUUGACUUAUGGAAAAUGUAGAUGAUGCUGACUUGGAGGAUAAGAUAUAAUGUUGCUGAGUCAUUUUUGUCAUCAUUUUGUGUACUGAAGCGAUGCUCUAGUUCAGUAGUGUCGGAUGUCUCUGGAAAUAAGUAUGGUUAUAAAAGCGGCAAAAGCGAUAGUUUUGAUAAGCGGGACAAAACUUUAGAAGGUUCAUUUCACAUUGGGAUGGUAAAUCUUCCUGCACACUUAAAAGAUUCUUUGGAGCUUUUUUACAAAGGAAAACCCAGAAAACAAAUUACCAAUGAUGGAUUAAGGCUGUUUCGUCAUUUAAGAAAUCGUGGAAGACCAUCACAUACCACAUGGACAAAGUACAAGUCUCAAAUGAAAGGCAAGAAAGUCGAAAGAUCUGAUGUUAAAGCAUUUUCACUCAAUGAGGCUGUAAAAGCUGGACUUGUUGAUGAAGAACUUGUGGAUGAAGAAGAAAUCAAGGCUGAGAGUCCCACUCAAGGGGAGCGAAUGAAGCGACCACAACUUGCUGAAUAUUCUAUGGUGAGGUAUGGCUCACGAGAAACGAAUGCUUAUGUUGCUUCUCAGCUUCCAUCUGUUUAUGGCGGCACCCUUCGUGCUUUGUCAGAGAUAAAAAAACGUUUACCAGGCUACGAACCAAGAACUAUUCUUGAUUUUGGAUCUGGUUCAGGAAUGUCAGUGUGGGCUGCAAAUGAACUAUGGGGAAAUAGUAUCAAUGAAUAUCAAUGCGUUGAUGUGUCUGAAGAUAUGAAUAACACUGCGGAAUUUCUUCUUCGGGGUAGUUCUGACAUUAACACACCUCUGAAGAUUCCAAAUGUGUAUUUCAAAAGGUUUCUACCACUCUCAAACCAGGUUAAAUACGACAUUGUGAUAGCGUCUCACACAUUAACCGAAAUGCCAUUCCGAUCCCAAAGAAUACAAGCUAUAAAGAGUUUAUGGCAGAAGACAAACGAUUUUUUAGUGAUAGUUGAGCCUGGUAAUAACGAAGGAUUUGAUACAACUUUACAAGCCAGACAAUUUAUUACACAGGAACCGAAUGAAAAUGACGAUGAAUAUCUAGAGAAUUUUGAGAAUUUAUUUGAUGAUAUCUAUGAAGAUCAGGAUGAGAGUGGACAUAUAUUUGCACCUUGCCCACACGAAAUGGUUUGUGCACGCACAUAUGUUGAGACGAGAGACCAUCCAUGCAACUUCGUACAGAAAGUUCAACUUUCAUUUUCUCAGAGAAACUUGAAGAGUUUUAAGAAAUAUGGUUACUUUCAAGAACGGUUUUCAUUUUUAAUCUUGCGUAAAGGAGAAAACACAGAUCGAGGAGGUUGGACACGAGUCUUGCAACCAAUCAAGAAUCGUCACCGACACGUUAUUUGCGAAUUAUGUUGCAGUAACGGUAACAUAGAAAAACACAUUAUCACCAAAGGGAAAGAUCCGUAUAUUUACAAAGCGGCACGUCACUGUCUCAAAUGGGGCGACAUAAUGCCGUUAAGCGAAGCAAAACGUCCAAUGAACAUCCGUAAAGCGAUUCCACCUGGAGAAGAGUAACUGUGAUGUAGGAAGAUAGCGAUGAUGUUGUGUUUCGUUUCGAUGGCGUGUGAAAUCUAAUGACACUUGAGAAUGCCUUUAUAACGAAUAUAAUUUACAGAAUAGGUUUCAGAUGUUCGCUAUUGUUCAGUUAUUAUAAAUAACCAAAUCUAUUUAGGAAAAUAUUUGGCUUAUAAUCCAUAAAACAGUUAAAAAAUUCAGUGCAUUUUUGGAUUCUGUGCUUCCACAAAAACUGUAUGAAUUUUAAUAACAGCCAUUUUACACUAUGGUACUGUUUUUUAUCUACAAGAAUGCGUGCAGAUGCGCGACAAUCAAACAAUGUACGCAAUGGCGAGUCAUCUAUAAAAACCUAGUUUAUCAGAACUAUAAAACUGAUAUUUUCAAAAAAAUUAAGAACGCCGUUCUAAAUCUUUUAUGAAAAAAAGUAAGUCGAAUACUCCUAUUUAAAAAUUCAAUACGAAAACGAGACAACGCAUGGAAUUGAGACCAAGGCUGCUAAAAAAACUCAUUUUUUUAAGCCGGGCACAACAAAGUUGAAUAAAAUAUCAGGUUCACGCUGUAAUAAAAAAUAUCUAUUUUGCCGUAAAAUUUUAUGAUAUCUCCAUAAUAUUGCUUGUGUUGAUGACAAUCCCCAUAAAAAAACGAAGAUAUGACAACUAAAAUAGCUCAAAUUGCUAAUUAUUAGUUGUUCAACUAACUAAUAUUACUAAUAUGAUUUCGCUGUCUUUCUCCAUUUACCAUAAUAUACUCGCAAGUUGAGCAGUCAUAAGCAGCGCAUUCACGACCUACACAUCCGUUUGCCUUUUUCUUUAGGUUCUCGUCCGCCUUCUUAUUUGUUUAUUCAGCCUUAGCCUCGAUUUCACGCCGAACAACUAUUACGCAAUCAAAUUUAUGAAUAGGAGUAUCCUAAAAUCUGAGAAAGAAUUGUUUUUUGAAACGUGUGGUGUAAAUAUUAAUGUUGUGUGGCGAUCAAUCCUCAGGAUUAAAAUUUUGAAAUUGUACCUCGGUGAUUCUUAGAGCCUGAUUAUAUGAGGCGAGUUGGCUCGGUGUUGGCUCGUCACAUGCUCAGCAUGAUAAAAUCAACAGCAUAACAUAAUGGCAGAUCUCCACUAAAAAUAUUUGAGAUUAUAUGAGGUGAGUCAACCCGCCUAGGCGAGCUGGCUCAUUAUAUGAUAUCAUAAUUUAUGUGUCAUAAUUAAAGUGUGAUAUUUAUUUAUUAUGAUUUAUGCAUCAUAAUAAUUAAAUAUAAAAAGAAAUCUUCGAAUGUAAUUAUAUAAUGGAAACCAGAAGAUAGGGCCGGCGAAAUCGGGGUCUUUGUAACGCACAAAUAUACGAACCUUUUGACAGGUGGCUAGCUAAACUUUUUUGUAAUUUUGAAGAUUUAUAACGUAAACAAAUUAUAAGAAUUAAAUAUAGUCCUAGUCUUUUAA